AUUACGUAGCGAUGGGAGUCACAUGAUUUACAUAUUUAGAGUCAACGGGCAGUCUCGUCUUAGCUAAAUAUUUCUUGUUUUCUACUAAAUCGUCUAAUUUAGAAAUAAUGAGAUUACAUAACCAAGAAAGAUGACAAGUAAAAAGAAGAAGGGUUUCCAUGUCGACGAGUCAGAACUCCUAUGCAAGAAUGGGUGCGGUUACUAUGGAAACCCAGGAUGGCAAGGAUUUUGUUCCAAAUGUUAUAGAGAAGUCUACCAGAAAGCCAAAGAUGCUCAACUCGAAAGUGAUUCUCUGAGAAAACAGAGACUUGCAGCACUGCAAGGACCAGCAGUCACUGCCAAUGGGGAAACUACUUUGAAGUUCAACAAAUUUGAGGAGAAAAGGAAGCAACACCAAGCUCCAAAAGCUAAAACGGUCAAGACUUUAUUUAAGAAAGGAUCCGCAAGUCCUAAUAAAGAAGUUCCUCAUCCAUGGACCGGAAAGCGUCAACCAAGUAUUGAAAGUGAAAAAGCUGCCAGUGAUUUCAUUGAAUUUUUAAAUACUUUACGAAAACCAGCCGCUCAGGACAUUACAAAGCAAUGUAAAGCACUUAUUGAUAGACUGCAGGAUCAGUAUGAACUCUCGGUAGAGGAACAAUCUGAUAUUGUUCAAGAUUUCUAUCAAAAUAUGGGAGAGAGAUUACAAACACACUCAGCAUUCAAAGGUGCUUCUGCUGAACAGUAUGAGACUAUGAUGGAACACAUGGAAAAGUACAUGAUAACUAGACUUUACAAAAUUUUGUUCUGUCCACCCACCUGUGACGAUGAACAAAAAGAUUUAGCGAUUCAGAACAGAAUACGAAGACUACACUGGAUCAGUGCUGAAAUGCUGGAUGCCGAUAUCGACAGUACAAAACCUAGCGUGAUAGAUUACAUUGAAAAAGCCCAGACAGAUAUUAUAGAGAUGAAUUCUGGACGUUCACCUAUAGACAAACUACUGUGUAUAGUCAGAUGUUCUAAGAAUAUUUUUCAAGUAUUGAACAUAUCACGAGGGCAGCCAGCAAGUGCUGAUGAUUUUUUACCUGUAUUGAUCUACAUAGUACUCAAAGCCAAUCCACCCCAGUUGCAUUCUAACAUACAAUAUAUCACACGGUUUGCUAAUCCAAAUAAACUUAAUCAAGGCGAAGUGGGAUACUACUUCACCAAUCUGUGCUGUGCUGUGACAUUCAUUGAAAACCUAGAUGCCCAAUCAUUGUCGAUGUCGCAGGAGGAAUAUGAUAGUUACAUGUCUGGUGAGGUCAUACCCGCCGGUACCAAAUUUGGAGAACCAAUAUGCGAAGGUUUAAGACUUAUGUAUGCUAAUUUAGCCACGUUGGAUGAGCUAAGAAUACGCCAAGAUCGACUACGCGAAAAUGCAUUGAGUUUGCAACAAGAAAUCAAAGAUUUUCGAGACAGCGUUGUGAAGACAGUGCAAGACGUGCUAACGACAAAACCUUUUAUCAUACAGCAACCCAGAAUGCCGGCUAACUUAGAUGAAGAGAAUGCGGCUGAGUCCAGUCUGCUUCCUCCUCCUCUCAAACCUGAAGUGGUGGCAAAAUAAUGAGAAGCGCAUGAUAAUGCCACUGUAAUGACUACCGGUAUACUGAUAUGUAAGGAUGGCACGUGGCAUUUCUACCAUGUUAGGCUUAUUUUGCCCAUUUUGGGCGUGUUAAGUUAACAUAGAUAGUAAAUAAAUUUUCCUCCUCCUUCUUCCUUACCAUUUCACAGAUGUUUUAUUUUUCUAGAUUGGUCUGUCCCAUGGUUAUUUCCUGUCUUGACAAAGGUGCAUUGUUUUUUUGAUUUAUUGAAAAUUAAUCCAUGUAUUAACAUUGUAUGGUGACGGACACUGCCACAUUUUAUGUGUGGCUGUUAGAUUUCAUACUUAUGCAAGAAUUCUCUAUUCAAUUUGAGGUAACAUGAAGCUACUUACUUAUUUAAAUGUAUGGAUAGACACCCUGUGGAUUUAAACAACCACUAUAAUUGUAUACCGCCCUCACAUGAUGUCUAUGCCAGGCAACCUCUGUUCAUAAUGGACUUUACCAUUGUUGUGUUAAGGGGUGGGUAGCAUUGCAUUUGUGGGACUUUGUAUUAUUUAUAUUAACUUAUUGCAUGUUUCUACCUUAGUACUGUAUUAUAGAACUUUACUUCACACACUAUGCUGACUGUAAUAGUUAAAUAGAUUUCAAAAAAUAUAAAUUCUGCUAAAAUUACUGGUACUUAAUAUUUUUCCUGGAUGUAUUGGUAGUAUGGUACUACAAUAGUUCAUAUACAUGUUAAUGACUUUUUAGUAAAUGUCAAAAUGUAGUUGGGGUUAAAGGCUAAAGGUCAAAUGUAAGAGGUCAGUCCAUGUUAAGGAAUUAUGAUCCCCUAAAAUAACAAAAUUAUAUGAGAAAUUGUUUGGACAUUAACAAUGAUAACAAUAACAAAAAUGGAUUGCACUACGGUAGUUUCUAGUUUUUUAUAUCUCCAUAUCCUUAAAGGGCGACAGUCGUCGUGUCACGUCCUGUUUGAUAUGGGACUUGUAGCGAUGUAUACAACGCAUGUAAAUUACAUUGUUUAUUUACAUGAAAUUUGAACACGUGCUGUGCAACGACCACCGCCGCGAUUUAACGUAAAGCGAGUUGCCAUUUUAAAACAUGCACGACCCCUGAAGGUCACAUAUCCUGGUACUUUCCUGGGGUGAUAAAGUCACUAUAAAAAAAAAUUUCCCAAUUAUUUAAAAAAAAACACACAUUCACAUUGAAGUUCAAAAACAUUUUAACAUGGUAAAAUUAAAGUGUAUAUGGGGAAAUUAUUGCUGUCAUAGCCAGGAUGUGUAUGGACUUCUGGGAUCAUGAAUAAGUGGGAGAGAUCACCAAUUUUUGUUGCUUAAUCAUAGAUAUAUUGCUGUGUAGUCUAUAUAUGUGGCAAAUAGAAUGCCAAUCCAGUAACGGUGCAAAACGGAGGAUCGUUUAUCCUUAACAUGUUCUGGUGAGAAACCAAACAAUCCAUCCAGUAAGGAAUAUUUUAAAAGUGGAACGUUGGGUAUUGGCUGUUUUGCAAAAAUUUCUCGAUUGCCACACCGACCAUGAAAACAGAUCUCUCUUUACUGUCAGAAAGACUGACUAUUUUAGAUAGUUGAUUUUAUGAUGAGAACAGUUUAAAUUUUUAAUACUUGCUCAAUCUAUUUCACAUUUACAUUCUUGGGUCAUUUCAUUUUGUAAUAGAUGAAUGUAUAGGGAUGGUGGGAGUACUAUUAAUGUAUAAUGAUUACAACAACUAAUGUAAUAUACUUGUACCCUUUCACCAGAUAAGAUUGUAAUAUUGAUGCCAAUUUUCCCUAAAAUAAAUUAUUUUUGUCAAGUCAA
Molecule: messenger RNA, 3365 nt
Organism: Saccoglossus kowalevskii
Lineage: Eukaryota; Metazoa; Hemichordata; Enteropneusta; Harrimaniidae
Product: rab5 GDP/GTP exchange factor-like
Biological process (GO): vesicle-mediated transport
Cellular component (GO): endocytic vesicle; cytosol
Molecular function (GO): zinc ion binding; guanyl-nucleotide exchange factor activity; DNA binding
Source: RefSeq, a predicted model, not a curated record